AGUUGCAAGUGAUCGCGUAUUUUGACUACACGCACUGCUCAACACUCCACUGGCCAGUUGUUGCACUUUGGCACAGAUUUUCUGGCUAGCUUUCCAGACACUUUUUGGGUGGUAGUGAAGUGUGGGGUAGUUUUUCCUACGCGCCCCAAAUACUGUGAACCAUUUCCAGUGCUUGCCAAGAAAUUCUGUACUUUUUCAGUUGCACAAAAGUGGGCCAUUCACUAGAAAAUUGUGACAAAAAUUUAUGCCAGGAUUUUCUCUAUGUUCAAUUGAGGAGGUGUUUCUUAAAGUGAAUAGAAGUGGAUUCAAAGUUUGGUCUUCCAAGUCGAAUAUGACGAUGUGUGAGGGAGUGUGAUGAAAAGUGGUCCGAAAAGGGUUCAAAGUAGAUGAAGGGAAGUGGCGGAAAAAGGUCCAAUCGGAUUGAAUUUUCUUCAAGUAUUCAAUAAAGGUAUUCAGUACUGAGAAAAAAGAAAUAACUUCAAAUUCACCUAAAGAUGUUUGGUGGAAAAUGACUAGAAUUCUAACGACAAGGUGGUGAUAAAAGGGAUCUCGAUGCAAAUAAAUGGGAAUUCAGGUUCAACAAUGGCUGCUUCGGAACCACCAGAACCGCCUCCUCGUAAUCCUGAUAAAAUCAACGCAUCACUUAAGCAAAUCUCGACUGAAUCAAAGGCGCCAAAGUUGGUAGAUGCAGCCAACAAUGCGAAUCUGAGACCAACCCAGAAGCAGAACAAUGCUACAUCCGUCUCCAGUUCUUCUCCAGACGGAGCACAGAGGUGUGUUGAUGAUGUGGAUGCUAAGGGGUCAGAAAAUGGCGAGGAAGUUACAGAGGAGGCCAACAACAGCCAUGGUGAGACUGAUACACUUAAUGGGAAAGACGACAAUACGGUGGACUCAUUCAGGACUACAGUGGAUAAGCCUGACUUGGACAGUUUUGAUGAUUUAGACUCCCCACAAUCAUCUAAACUGAAGGUGGAGAAUCAGCGUCUCUCUGCUGAGAUUUCUCGGCUUAAAAAGUUACUGGAGAUCUCGCCAGACGGUGCCAUUGGUGGUAUAGAUUUAUCGGACAAUAACAGUUUUGAUGCUCAUUCCACGGAUGGGGGUUCCAGUGGGCGAAUGGAACGACUUGAAGUGGAGUUGAGAAUGGCAAGGGAGCAAAUUACACAUUUGCGCUCCGAACGGAAGAAACUGCGGUCAGACAAGGCGGAUUUGCUGAGACACGUAAAACAGCUGUGCUCAUCGCUUCACGACAAGGAGCAGGAGCUGAGGGAUUUUAUUCGAAACUAUGAACAAAGACUUCGGGACAACGAGUCCACAGCACUUAAAAUGACCAGUGAACGGGAAAGGGAAAGAUGGUCUCUAAUGAAGCAUGCCCGAGAUGAAGCUGAAAGAUCACUUGUAUUAGCAGCACAGCUAAAUGCCAGAGAUCUUCAACUUCAGCGAACGCAAGAACAGUUACAGGAAGCUCGACGUCAACUGUCUGGCUGCAUGUCAGAUCAGGAGAGUCUCAUAUCUAUGCCACCCCCAUUGACACCACCUUCCAGUGGUCUUUUGUCUCAUCUUACGGCAGGAUUCCCCGGAAGCAUUGUUGGUGGAUCGGAUUCGACUGUACGAGGGAGCAGCGAUAAGGAUAGUGCUGCCGGCGAUUUGAACCUCAGCGAUGGUCCAUGCGAGAAUGGGAUGUGCCUCACAAUGGACCCAGAUAACAUAUCACUCGUCUCUAGUCAACACAAUAUGUAUCAAUAUGGGACCCCUGUGAAGGAGCGCAGUCCGACAUUGUCACCACUGAACUCGAGUGCUUUCUCACGUUCUGUCGACAACACAGAUACGACUGUGGGUAGUCGUUCUGUGGAGCAAUUGGGUGCUUCUUUGGAUGGUGAUGGAAGUACAUUUUUGGGCAGACGAUUAACGGGAAAGAGUACAGGAACAUUGGGACGAUCUGGUCGUGGCAGCACAUGGGGCAGCAUUUCAAAAGUAUUUGCCCGAUCUCGACAACGAGCUCGGAAUGCUUCACAAGAUGCUGACAAUUCAACUGUGUCAGAAUGUGGCUGGAGUCCUUUGACAGAGGAAGGCUAUGCGGAGAAGCUGCGUCUGCUGCGAGAAGCAUCAGCAGCUCCAAUGGAGCGUUGGAGGGCGUCACAAGUAUUGGCAUGGUUGGAAGUUGCUCUUGGAAUGCCACAGUACAGUGUAAGAUGUUCGGAAAAUGUGAAAAGUGGAAAGGUGUUGCUUGAGUUAUCUGAUGCAGAGUUGGAAGCAGGUUUGGGCCUCAGUCAUCCUAUGCACAGGAAGAAAUUGAGGCUGGCAAUUGAAGAACAACGGCGACCGGACCUAGUACGGUAUCCUACUAUUGGUCAACUAGGGCACACAUGGGUGGCUUCAGAAUGGCUCCCGGAUAUUGGAUUACCACAGUAUGCAGAGUCCUUUAUGCACUCACUGGUGGAUGCUCGGAUGUUAGACACGUUAUCUAAGAAGGAACUAGAAAAGAUGUUGGGUGUUACGAGGAAGUUUCAUCAGGCUAGCAUUGUUCAUGGUAUCCAUGUUCUUCGGAUCAUCAAGUAUGAUCGGCAGGAGUUAGCUAUGCGACGUUUGCAGUCUGAGAGUCUAGACUCAGAUCCAAUUGUGUGGACCAAUCAAAGAUUUAUUCGAUGGGUCAGAUCUAUUGACCUUGCUGAGUAUGCAGACAAUCUUAAAGACAGUGGAGUUCAUGGAGGUCUUGUGAUUCUGGAACCUUCCUUUUCUGGGGAAACAAUGGCCACAGCCCUUGGAAUUCCACCUUCAAAGAAUAUCAUCCGGCGUCACUUGACGGCUGAAUUUGACGCUCUUGUCCUACCAGCAAGAGCCACGCUGGGCCAAGGUAUACGUAGUGGUGGACAAAUUAUACCCAUUACUGGAUCUGGAGGAUUGCACCACCAUGGAACGAUUGACAGAAAAACAUCCGGGAGUCUAAGGUUUGCCACAUGGCGAGGAUCACAGAGUUCCCUAUCGAAAGUGUUCGGUUUCACGAAGACUCGUCCUGAGAAGCUGUUUAAUCCAACAUCACCAACAAACUCUUAUAGCAGCGAAGAUUAUGCCACGGUGGGCUCCUUUUUUUCACCUCCACCCACUCAACACCCACCUCAACCACCCACAACAACUCCACCACCUUCUCUGCCCAGUCAUCGUGUGAGUGCUCCUCCAACUGAAACGGCGCCCAUCGGAUGCACUCUCCCGCGGCAGCAUCGUCGUGUGAAGAGCAUAAGUGACAUUGACGUUAUCGCGGCUGGGCCCGUAUAGCGCCCAAGAAGUGGGAUUUUCCCUCCUGCAACAGGAGGGUAUUCUCCCAGAAAGAGCCCUAAGCUAUAAUAAUACCAGUCAAUCCCAAUCAUUUGUUUAAAAUUUCAGUAUAAAUUCCCCAUUAUGCCCAGCGCACAAUAACUUUUGUUUGUAAACA
Molecule: messenger RNA, 3427 nt
Organism: Phlebotomus papatasi
Lineage: Eukaryota; Metazoa; Arthropoda; Insecta; Diptera; Psychodidae
Gene: Liprin-gamma
Product: kazrin
Exons: 13
Coding region: 553-3270 (905 amino acids)
Molecular function (GO): protein binding
Source: RefSeq, a predicted model, not a curated record